CUCUCUUAUUGAGCUGUUGACUUCCCUCAGUUUACAAAUCACAACUGUCCGAGAGUAGUAGGAGGAGAGAGAGAGAGAAUGGGGUGGUUUCCAUGCUCUGGACAUUCAAAGCCAGCAUCAAAGAAGAAGAAGAGGAAGAAGAAUCGCUCACUCGAUCCGAUUCAACCCUCCUCAGUGAGCAUUAGGUCAAAUCCAUCAUUCAAAACAAAGGAAGGAGCGAUCAAAGAUGGGGGAUCAGGUCAUAUUGCUGCUCAAACAUUCACAUUCCGUGAACUGGCAGCUGCAACUAAAAAUUUCAGGGGUGGUGAUUGUCUUCUCGGAGAAGGAGGCUUUGGUAGAGUAUAUAAAGGCCGACUUGAAAGUUCUAAUCAAAUUGUAGCCAUUAAGCAACUGGAUCGCAAUGGACUUCAAGGAAACCGUGAAUUCCUAGUAGAAGUGUUGAUGUUAGGGUUACUUCAUCACCCAAAUCUUGUUAACCUAAUUGGUUAUUGUGCUGAUGGAGAUCAAAGACUGCUGGUUUAUGAAUACAUGCCUCUUGGAUCUCUUGAUGACCAUCUCCAUGAUCCGUUACCUGGGAAGAAACGAGUGGAUUGGAAUACAAGAAUGAAAAUUGCUGCUGGAGCUGCGAAAGGGCUGGAAUAUCUUCAUGAUAAAGCAAAGAUUAUCACAGGCCGAAAAGCAAUUGAUAAUUCCAAAACAGGAGGCGAGCAGAAUUUGGUUGCAUGGGCAAGACCUUUGUUUAAAGACCGAAGAAAGUUUUGUCAGAUAGCGGAUCCAUCACUUGAGGGCCAGUACCCAACACGGGGUCUGUUUCAGGCUCUUGCGGUUGCAGCCAUGUGUGUCCAGGAUCAACCCAACAUGCGACCGGUUAUAGCCGAUGUGGUUACAGCCUUGACCUAUCUUGCUUCACAGAAAUACGACCCGGUUUCAAACCCAAACCCAAACCCAAACCCACGGUGGUCACCUUCCACUCCCCCAAGAUCAAAACGUGACAAUCAUAAAAAACAGGGUGGCAGUAGCGGCGGCAGUAGUGGUGGCAGCGGCAGUGUGAGCACCAGUGGAUCUGAGAAAAAUCACACCAAAAAUUUCUUUUAAGGUUUUGGAGUUUCAUCAUCAUAUCAUAUGUAUGUUGAGUCCCACUUUAUCAUCUUGCUGUACAGUAGUUAUAUAAUUAUAUUAGAUACGUGUAUAUUUACAUAUUUAUUAAUUUUAUAAAGACAAACAGCAUCUGGUUGAUUUAUAUGUCAUAAAGCUUUGUACUAGUGGACACUGGACAGGUAUAUCUAUUUUCUACUGGAAUAUCAGUUGUUACUUUGUUUUU
Messenger RNA from Lactuca virosa, 1321 nucleotides. NCBI's taxonomy places the organism in Eukaryota, Viridiplantae, Streptophyta, Magnoliopsida, Asterales, Asteraceae. The record is from the annotation of a GenBank genome assembly.